UUACUUGCGUUUUAGCAAGGUCCUACUUGACAGCGGCUGCAGCAGCCGCCUUCUUUUCCCCUAGUUGGGCCUUUGUCUCAGCAAGGCGUGAAAAAUGGUGAAGUUCACUAUCGAGGAGAUCCGCGCGCUCAUGGACAAGAAGCACAACAUCCGCAAUAUGUCCGUGAUUGCCCACGUCGAUCACGGCAAGUCGACCCUGACCGACUCGCUGGUGGCUGCCGCCGGUAUCAUGGCUGUCGAGCAGGCCGGCGACGCCCGCCUUACGGACACUCGCGCCGACGAGCAGGAGCGUGGUAUUACCAUUAAGUCCACCGGUAUUUCGCUCUACUACCAGAUGACCGAUGAGGACCUGAAGAACUUCACCGGCGAGCGUGAUGGCAACGAUUACCUGGUGAACCUCAUCGACUCGCCCGGGCACGUCGAUUUCUCGUCGGAGGUGACUGCCGCUCUGCGCAUUACCGAUGGCGCGCUGGUGGUGGUGGACUGCGUGGAGGGCGUCUGCGUGCAGACGGAGACUGUGCUUCGCCAGGCCCUUGCUGAGCGUAUCCGCCCUGUUCUGACCGUGAACAAGAUGGAUCGCUGCUUCCUGGAGCUGAUGCUGGAGGGUGAGGAGGCCUACACCACCUACCUGCGCGUGAUUGAGAACGCCAACGUCAUUCUGGCCACCUACCAGGAUGAGGCCAUGGGCGACAUCCAGGUCUACCCCGACAAAUCCACCGUGUCCUUCUCGGCUGGUCUGCACGGCUGGGCGUUCACCCUCACCACCUUCGCCCGCAUGUACGCCUCCAAGUUCGGCACCGACGAGGCGCGCAUGAUCACCAAGCUGUGGGGUGACAACUUCUUCGACCCCGCCACCAAGAAGUGGACCACCAAGCAGACCGACUCGCCCAGCUGCAAGCGUGGCUUCGUGCAGUUCAUCUACGAGCCCAUUAAGACCAUCAUCGACCUGGCCAUGAAGGACGCCAAGGACAAGCUGUGGCCCAUGCUGGAGAAGCUGAACGUCAUCGGCCGCCUCAAGUCGGAGGACAAGGAGCUGUCCGGCAAGCCGCUGAUGAAGCGCAUCAUGCAGUCGUGGCUGCCCGCCAACGAGGCGCUGCUGGAGAUGAUUGUGUACCACCUGCCCUCGCCCGCCAAGGCCCAGAAGUACCGCGUGGAUGUGCUGUACGAGGGCCCGCUGGACGAUGUGUACGCCACCGCCAUCCGCAACUGCGACCCCAACGGCCCGCUGAUGUGCUACGUGAGCAAGAUGAUUCCCACCAACGACAAGGGCCGCUUCUUCGCCUUCGGCCGUGUGUUCGCCGGCAAGGUGUCCACGGGCGCCAAGGUCCGCAUCAUGGGCGCCAACUUCGUGCCCGGCGAGAAGAAGGACCUGUACAACAAGUCCGUGCAGCGCACCGUGCUGUGCAUGGGCCGCAAGCAGGAGGCCGUGGAGGACGUGCCCUGCGGCAACACCGUGGCUCUGGUGGGCCUGGACCAGUACAUCACCAAGACCGCCACCAUCACCCGCGAGGGCUGCGAGGACGCCUUCCCCAUGAAGGCCAUGAAGUUCAGCGUGUCGCCCGUCGUGCGUGUGGCCGUGGAGCCCAAGAACGCCUCUGACCUGCCCAAGCUGGUGGAGGGCCUGAAGCGCCUGGCCCGCUCCGACCCCAUGGUGCAGUGCAUCACUGAGGAGACGGGUGAGCACAUUAUCGCCGGUGCGGGUGAGCUGCAUCUGGAGAUUUGCCUGAAGGAUCUGCAGGACGACUUCAUGGGUGGCGCUGAGAUCAAGGUGUCGGAGCCCGUGGUGGCCUUCCGCGAGACCGUGACCGCCCAGUCGGACCACACCGUCAUGUCCAAGUCGCCCAACAAGCACAACCGCCUGUACAUCCAGGCGCGCCCCAUGGAGGAUGGCCUGGCUGAGGCCAUCGAGGCCGGCCGGGUCGGCCCCCGCGACGACCCCAAGGUCCGCUCCAAGAUCCUGUCGGAGGAGUUCGGCUGGGACAAGGAAAUUGCCAAGAAGAUCUGGUGCUUCGCCCCCGACACCAACGGCGCCAACGUCAUGAUCGACGUCACCAAGGGUGUGCAGUACCUGAACGAGAUCAAGGACUCUUGCGUGGCCGCCAUGCAGUGGGCCUGCAAGGAGGGUGUCAUGGCGGAGGAGAACAUGCGCGGUGUCGUGUUCGAGUUCCACGAUGUGGUGCUGCACACGGAUGCCAUCCACCGCGGUGGUGGCCAGAUUAUCCCCACGGCCCGCCGUGUCAUCUACGCCGCCGAGCUGACUGCCCAGCCCCGCCUGUGCGAGCCCGUGUACCUGGUGGAGAUCCAGGCGCCCGAGAACGCGCUGGGAGGCAUCUACUCCACACUCAACACCAAGCGCGGCAUGGUGUUCGAGGAGAUGCAGCGCCCCGGCACCCCCAUGUACAACAUCAAGGCCUACCUGCCCGUCGUGGAGUCCUUCGGCUUCACCUCGGUGCUGCGCGCCAACACCGCCGGCCAGGCCUUCCCGCAGUGCGUGUUCGACCACUGGGAUGUGAUGCCCAUGAACCCCCUGGAGAAGGGCAACCAGGCCAACACCCUCGUCACCAACAUCCGCACGCGCAAGGGUCUCAAGCCCGAGCCCUCGCCGCUGUCCGAGUACGAGGACAAGCUGUAAAGCAGCAGCGCUGUACACGCACGCGUUGUAGAGCAGCAGCAGCGGCAUCGGCUUCAUCUGUGUGCCUGCAGCAGCUGUUAGCGCAUGUGGGAGCACCGGCGGCUUAGCACGGCGUCGAAAUGCGUUGUGCGGGCGGCCGUUGCGAUGCAGUGCCUCGGUAGGAUCAGGACAAAGAGGAUUGGCGGGGCAGUGGUGCUAUCCUGAGCGUAGCGCGAGCCGGGGACCGAAGCUGGGGGCGUGCGCGGAAGCGCGAAGCUGCCCAUGGCGCAGGAGUAAGGCUGAGUAGCUAUCUCGAGCAGAGGGAUGUUGGAUUGUACUACAGGUUGCGGCGUGAUGCUGUGCACUUGCUGCAUGGAUGGUGAGGCAGCGCGGACUAAGCCUUCUGUCACAACGUUGGCUGUAACGCAGGGUGUUUGCUUUGCUGUCUGCGCUUCCGCCCGGUUCCCAUGUACGGCAACUGUAGGAAACCGUUUGGUCAGUGGGUAACUAGGGUGACCGCACUUGGCUAUGGGGCAAUCGCUUCACGUCCACGCUUACAUGACUUUUGACUGUUGAUGACAAAGCAACUUGACUUUCAGGUAACACCGUUGGCUUGCAUUUGAGGGAAAUUCGCCGACGACGUAUCGUAUGGUGUUACCUCAUCGUUGGAGCGCAGGAAAUGUAAAAACGUAAAAAUACAUCA
Messenger RNA from Astrephomene gubernaculifera, 3314 nucleotides. Lineage: Eukaryota; Viridiplantae; Chlorophyta; Chlorophyceae; Chlamydomonadales; Astrephomenaceae. The record is from the annotation of a GenBank genome assembly.